This is a messenger RNA of Knipowitschia caucasica, 747 nucleotides long. The record is from the annotation of a GenBank genome assembly. NCBI's taxonomy places the organism in Eukaryota, Metazoa, Chordata, Actinopteri, Gobiiformes, Gobiidae.
AUGAUUUAUGGAGCUUGCACAGACACAGAGCUGCACAGCCUGGCAGCGCGGCUGAAGGACUGGUUUGGAGUUCUGCACCAGGACGCCAACAGAGACCUGAAAUCCUCCGACAGCGUGGAUUCUGCAAACGGACACUUUGACACGAGCAUCCUGCCCAUCUGCAAGGAUUCUCUGGGAUGGAUGUUCAACAAACUGGACAUGAACUUUGAUCUCCUGCUGGACCAGUCCGAGCUGAGUGCCAUCUACCUAGACAAGUACGAGCUGUGCAUGAAGCCGCUCUUCAACUCCUGCGACUCUUUCAAGGACGGAAAACUGUCCAACAACGAGUGGUGCUUCUGCUUUCAGAAACCUCCAGGCCUGCCCUGCCAAACAGAGAAGAGCAAGAUUCAAAAUCAGAGUCGAAAAAAGAGCCUCAUAGGUGCUUACAUUCCGCGCUGCACCGAGGAGGGUUACUUCAAGCCCACCCAGUGUCACAGCAGCACCGGCCAGUGUUGGUGUGUGGACAAAUACGGCAACGAGAUCGCAGGAUCCAGAAAACAAGGCAACCCCAACUGCGAUGAGGAGCAGGAGUCGUCGGGGGACUUGGGUAGUGGCGGCGCCGUCAUCCUCUUGGACGACCAGGAAGAGGCGCCGUCAGCGAGCGGCCGGCAGAAGAAAAGACGGGGCCGGAUCCACCCCCGCGGCGCCGUGGAGGACGACGAGGACGGCGACGACGACAAGGACGAGGACAUCGGCUACAUUUGGUAA